Solea solea (common sole) is the source of this 1753-nucleotide messenger RNA. Its product is annotated as H-2 class II histocompatibility antigen, A-U alpha chain-like. The coding region runs from base 721 to 1467 and encodes 248 amino acids. The record is from RefSeq and is a predicted model, not a curated record. The transcript has 4 exons. Gene Ontology annotation, biological process: immune response; immunoglobulin production involved in immunoglobulin-mediated immune response; positive regulation of T cell activation. NCBI's taxonomy places the organism in Eukaryota, Metazoa, Chordata, Actinopteri, Pleuronectiformes, Soleidae. Gene Ontology annotation, molecular function: MHC class II protein complex binding. Gene Ontology annotation, cellular component: membrane; MHC class II protein complex.
CCCCCUCACACUACACGACACGCCCACUCGACACUACUUCCGCGGACCUCCAACGCCACCUGCCGGCCUAAUAACAGAGCGUUUCUGUCAGUUUAGAGCUGUUAAAAAAACAGCCAACGCCAUAGCCAACCUACAAGACCAGGAUAUAUUUAUAUUAUGACGACAUAACAGGUUUCUGCAUACAUUUCUCAGAUGAGAGUGCAGUAACAAAUGUUUUUACUAAUGUGUCCUUUUUCAACUGUCGCCAAAUUUAGAGCAUCUCUCUAAUGCAGCUCAACUGCUGUGUUUCAAUCAGCGCCUGCAUAGAACAGAAAUACUCAGAUCCAGAAUCAACAGUAGUUUAGUUGAUAUUCUUUUUUCAAUAAUCUUUUACCUUUGACACAUGUUUACUGUAUAACUACGCCCUCACAUUGAUCAUUUUCUAUGUAAUGUAGAAUUUUGUUAUUAAAAUUAAAAUUCCCCUCUUCAUAACAAGUUUCAAAGCAGAGUUGAGAAUUUGCUGACUAAAGUAUAACCUCAUCAAACACCCAGCAGCCUUUGUGCUUUGUGAUGGACACACAUGUCAAGUGAUAACAGAGAGACCUGUCUACUAAUGGACUGUGGUGCACCCACAUGACUUCCUCUACUUACAAGCAAAUCAUCUGAUCAUGUGAUUUUGUUGGAAGGUGUGAUAUAGAAGUGAAACAAGAUUUUUAGUUCCGUGUUGAGCCUCCACUAAUAAUGAUCUCCAGCUCAAGCAUGAAGCGCUCGGCUGUUAUAAUCCUGAUACUUAACAGUCUCUGCACUUUUUCACAUGUGGUCCAUGAAACUGUCACCGUAAUUGGCUGCUCUAACAAAAACAACACUGUGGUGCAGUUUGAAGGUGAUGGUGAUGAGGUUUUGUAUACAGAUUUUGAAAAGGAGGAAUUUGUUUUCACUGUGCCCAAAUUUAUAACGUCAGACCCGAGUGAAGUAUUUGGCGACAUAGCUAUCUAUAAAAAGGCUUUGAAAAGCCAGAGCAUAUGUGCAACAGCUGUUUUAUUCUGCACAGAAGAGGAGAGACAUCCACCAGAAGCGAAAGAUGCUCCUGAGACCAUGGUCUAUGCUGCAGAUGAAGUUCAGUUAGGAGUUGAAAACACACUCAUCUGCUUUGUGAAUCAUUUCUACCCACCUUUCAUCGAAGUCACCUGGACUAAAAAUGGUCAGACAGUAACAGAGGGAGUGUCUCUCGGGCGAUAUUACCCCAACAAUGAGCUGACUUUCCACCAGUUAUCCUCAUUGACGUUCACACCUGAUGUGGGGGACAUUUACAGCUGCACAGUGGAGCACUUAUCUCUGGAGAGGCCUGAUACAAAAUUCUGGGAACCUGAUUUCGGUCAUCAAAGUCAUGGACCAGACAUUCUCUGUUGGUUGGGUCUGACGUUUGCCUUUCUGGGUGUAGCAGCAGGAACAUUUUUGUUUGUAAAAGGGCAUCAUGUAAGGGGAUGAAUCAAAAUGGCACACAUGUUGAACAGAAAUAUAAGUUGAACAGAAAUAUAACUAUAAUUGAUUAUGACCAAAAUUUAUCUCGUGAUUUUGUUUGGAAAGAAGGCAUAAAUAUACUUUUCAUAGUUAAUUGAAGGACUAUUUAUUUGCAACUAUAGACAUUGUUAACCCUUAGUGCUCACACGGCACCGAUGCGUGCCACAGGUGCACACUUGGUAAACUGAUGCAGGAAUAAUACAACUCCUUAUAUGUGUGUGUGUGUGUGUGUGUGUGUGGGGGGGGGGUUAUA